Gasterosteus aculeatus aculeatus (three-spined stickleback) is the source of this 4340-nucleotide messenger RNA. RefSeq names its product transcription initiation factor TFIID subunit 4. Gene Ontology annotation, molecular function: DNA binding; RNA polymerase II general transcription initiation factor activity; protein heterodimerization activity. The record is from RefSeq and is a predicted model, not a curated record. Gene Ontology annotation, cellular component: transcription factor TFIID complex. Gene Ontology annotation, biological process: transcription initiation at RNA polymerase II promoter; DNA-templated transcription. Lineage: Eukaryota; Metazoa; Chordata; Actinopteri; Perciformes; Gasterosteidae.
UCAUCAUUAGUCUUCAUGACUGCUGACAGCCCUGUGGGCUGCAGUGAGGCAGGUGUGGCGCCCUCCAACGCCUCCUAACAACACGCAAGUGAAUCCAAGCUUCACUUGUUGGCCACAACACUGCAGCCAUCUUGCCCCGCGCAUCGACAGUGAGUAAACUGAAACAUUUGGGUUGUUGACUUGUGCCGAACCACGUUGGAACUCUACCAAUGCUGACGCGCUACAAUUCUGUAACCGCGCCGGCAUUUGGGUACAGCGUAAACCCGUCGGCCACUGUGUGGUAUUUGACGAAGGCAGUUGGUCUCCGGCACGGUGUUGUUCCGUCUCACGCGUCCCCGGAAUGACAGCUGAGGCCAUUGGCACCGCCCCUCGGAAUGUGGCGCGGCCAAUCACAGCUCGCCGAACCACGUUGCGCGGGGGCGUUCUGGUUGUGGUGCGCAUGCGCAUGUCAGGCGGUAAGUCCCUCACUUCUCACAACGCUCGCAGGAGAGUAAAGAUGGCGAUAGACUCCGAUCCGCUGGAUGAGCCUUUUUUACACACAGAGGUGAAUAAAGCGGUGGUUUGUCGUCCCGUACAGUCUGUAGAGUCACAACUGUCGUUCUUGUGCCACAACAACCACUGGUGUAGGCACGAGGCAGCCGGUAAUUACAUGAAUGUAGUUCCCCGGACAAGGGGGUAGCGCGAGCUAAUGUCCAGCUGGGACUCGGUUCAGGACGAUUGUGGAAGCAGGUACGCUGUGACUUACUAACGUUGUUGUCCCCGUUGUCUCGCCGAGUGUCCGCGCGCGAGCUUACUGAGAAAACAAAACAAAACAAAACAAAACAAAAAAACAACAGUGUCAGCGUGUUGCCACAUCUCAAACUCUCAAGCGCGUUCCUGCUCCCCGCUGAAGAAGUUGAAGUGCAGGUGGGUCUCGUCACAACGACGCCCCCAUGGUUCGGCCAUGGACGCGUCGACGGACUCCACCACGGCACGCGACCCCGGCAAAACACCUGUUGUCAGCGGCGCCGUGACUUCUCUGCCCGACGCGCAGCGGAAAGCGUCGCCCCGCUUGGCGCAGACUUGCAAUGGGAGCCAAAUUAUGAACUCUCACGAUUCAGGAAGCGGCGGCUCCCUCGGUGGCGCGAGCGGCCCCGGUGCGGCGAUGUCCGGUGCGGCGUCGCCGUGCAGUGUCAUCCAGACACAGAGCGUUCCCUCCGCGGCGGCUCAGCCCGCGAUCCGGGCAACGGGACCCCCCGUGACGCUCGUCAGGCCGCCUGCGCAGACCGCGGGCUCCGGAGCACCUGUUAUCGGGAACAAUAGCGGGGUCAGCGCAACGGGUCACCCGGGUUUGGGCUCGCAAUCCCCGCUUGUAAACAAUCCCCCGUCGUCCCAGCCGGUGUCCGCGAGCGUAGGGUCGCACGUAAUCAAGGCAGAACCCCCCGCAACGGUGAUCGCUCGUGGGGCAAUCGGCGCCGUCCGGAUGCCGUUGGCGGCGGCCGGCGGUCCCGGCGGGAUCCGGGGUCCGAUGCCUCAGAUGUUGGCCCCGAGGCUCCCCCAGACCAACCCGGGACAGCCCAGUAUAGGCCUGCAUAACAUCCAGCUCCCCCCAGGGAUGGUGCUCGUCCGCAGCGAGAGUGGACAGCUGCUGAUGAUUCCUCAGCAGGCACUGGCCCAGAUGCAGGCGCAGGCGCAGGGAGGCCUGACACCUCGGGCCGCUACGCCAACAAGCGCGCCUCCCGCUCAGGCUCCUGGAAACAUCAGCAGACAAGUCGCCCCCGGACCGAUCCGCCAGAGCUGCGCCGCCCCAACGACCACGACUCUUCACAGACCGCCCGUCCUUCAGAGCCCAGUUGGGGCUGCAGUACCAGGAAUCACCCCCAGGGCCGUCAGCCAAGCAGCCGGGACCACAGUUGCCUCAAUUACCAUGAGCAAAGAGACCAUCGAGAACGUGAAGAAAUGUAAGAACUUCCUGUCUACAUUGAUCAAGCUGGCCUCCACUGGGAAGCAAUCUACAGAGACUGCAGCCAGUGUGAGAGAGCUGGUCAAGGAACUGCUGGAGGGCAGACUGGAAGCGGAGGAAUUCACCAGCAGAUUGUACAAAGAGCUCAACUCCUCACCCCAACCGUACCUCGUGCCUUUCCUCAAGAGAAGCCUCCCGGCUUUAAGGCAGCUCACCCCAGACUCCGCCGCCUUCAUCCAGCAGAGUCAGCUUCCCCAGACGCCCUCGGGUCCCGUCCCCUCCACCUCGCCCGUCCCCACCACGGUGGUCCUGGGCAGCCCGGCGCCCCGCCUCACUGCUCCGGUCAGCCGGCCUCCUCUCCAGCUGGGCAUAAGCAAACCAGUGGUUAUUCAGUCCCAGCAGCCGAGAGCAAUGUUGAAACCUCAGGUAGCCUUACCCACAACCCCCAUGGGGACUCUCAGGAAUCAGGCCCCUGGCCGCAUCAUGCUGGGACAGCAACAGGUCCACCUGAAAGGGCUGCAGCCAGUUCUAGUGAGGCCGGAGUCGUCUCCUUUUUCUAAACAAGUCUCCGCUGCUUCCUUGAGCCUGGCUCAGAGGAACGAGCUGAAACAGCCGGGUGCCACUUUCAAAGAUGAGGACGACAUCAACGAUGUGGCCUCCAUGGCUGGAGUGAACCUAUCUGAGGAAAGCGCCAAUAUCCUCGCAACCAAUUCUCGACUAGUGGGAGUGGUGACACAUUCCUGUAAGGACGAGGCUUUCCUCUCCUUUUCGGUUCUACAGAAGACAAUGCAGGAGAUAGGUCGGAGGCACGGUGUGACAGACCUGGGUGCAGAGGUGGUGAACUUUGUCUCCCACGCUACUCAGCAUCGGCUUAUGGACCUGUUGGAAAAGGUUUCCCAAGUGGCUCUACAGAAAAACCUCAACUCCAAGGAGGAUGGCAAGUAUGAACCGAGCAGCAACGUUCGUGCUCAACUCAAGUUCUUCGAGCAGUUGGACCAGCUGGAGAAACAACGGAAGGAGGAACAGGAGAGAGAGAUCCUCCUUAAGGCAGCAAAGUCUCGAGCUCGGCAGGAGGACCCAGAGCAGCUGCGUCUGAAGCAGAAGGCAAAGGAGAUGCAGCAGCAGGAGCUGGCUCAGAUGAGGCAGAGGGAGGCCAACCUGACAGCUCUGGCAGCCAUCGGUCCCAGGAAGAAGAGGAAGAUUCUGGACUCCCCAUCCUCCUCCUCCGCCGCCGAGGCAUCGGGUCCCUCUCUGUCGGGCGGCGGCGGCCCGUCGGCCUCCAGACCCACGCGGCAGCGCAUCACUCGCGUCAAUCUCAGGGACCUGCUCUUCUGUUUGGAGAACGAGCGAUCCACCAGUCACUCCCACUUCCUCUACAAGGGCUUCCUCAAAUAGGCUCCACGUUGGACAGAUGUGUGUGUGUGUGUGUGUGUGUGUGUGUGUGCGCGUGUCCAACUCAAUGUGGGUCUCUUCCCAGUGACGAGGAGGACUUUUUCUCUGCUCGUUUUGAGGCUUUUCAGAUGCCGCUGAAGUACAGUAGUGACCCCGUUGGACGGCCUCUCUACCUCCCCUUUAUGAUGCCUAUUUAGCUUCAGAGCGCUCGUGGACUGAUGCUGUCGUUGUCCCUUUGCAACCUUUCCAAAAGCGCAGUAAUGGAUUAUGUACGUUAAGAACAAAUUACUUAUUGUACAUUAUGCACUGUCUCACAGGACAGUAUAUUUUAGAUUUGUAUGUGCGUUGAAAUCAGUUUUUAAAUCAAAUUGUUUUAAUGGACAAGACUAAUCUUAAUUGAAUGAUUUUAUUUUUUAUUUGUUUACUGCAUUCAUUUAAGGUCGCCUUCCUAACUAUGAAUAAGCCAUAUAGCAAUUAACCCUGCUGUAACUCAUGAAGCAGUAGUUCACUCUGUAUCUGUCAUCUCCAUCACCUGUUCAAUAUAUUUAUGUACUAAACUCCAUCUUAAAUGAAGGUUGGUUUAUUUAAUUUCAUGUGUUUUCUGUAGAUUAAAUCCUUAUUCUAAAAUGCCUUUACCUGCAUAGGAUAUGUUUAAGAUCACUUUUGUUAGGUGUAUAGAUUUCAUUGAGUUUGUUUGUUAAAAUAAAUAGUUUGCCAUGUAUUGAUUUCCAAAAUUGUAGGUUUCAGAAAGUUUUCAACCUGUUGCUAUGGCUAAAGUGCAUCUAGAUUUCUAUUUUUGUAGCCGCCCACUAACACACAUUUAGACUUUUUCAAUAGUGACUGACUUUGUCCUCUGACUCUUCAGGACACAAACACAAUCUUCUUGUAUAUUUAUACAUGUUAAACAUUUACACAUUGUGUUGUAGAUAAUUGAGAAUUUAUCCACCCUGCAUAAAGAAGAAAUCAUUUCUCUAUUAAAUAGUUUGAAUAAAUAAUUUUACAGUAA